This is a messenger RNA of Gopherus flavomarginatus (Mexican gopher tortoise), 6444 nucleotides long. RefSeq names its product MOB kinase activator 3B (gene MOB3B). The transcript has 3 exons. Gene Ontology annotation, cellular component: cytoplasm; nucleus. Gene Ontology annotation, molecular function: protein kinase activator activity. Bases 153 to 803 code for a protein of 216 amino acids. Gene Ontology annotation, biological process: signal transduction; positive regulation of protein phosphorylation. NCBI's taxonomy places the organism in Eukaryota, Metazoa, Chordata, Testudines, Testudinidae. The record is from RefSeq and is a predicted model, not a curated record.
UCUUCUGGGCUUUCAAGAGGAAGAACUGGUGGACUGCAUAGACAUUGACAACAAUUUGUGUGACGAGAGUGGGACCUGCAACAGGAAAGUCUUCGCUUUGGAUAUAUACGUUAAAUCUUCACCAGUUGCUAGAGGGCAGAAAAUUACCAGACAUGUCCAUAGCCCUCAAGCAAGUUUUUAAUAAGGACAAGACCUUCCGUCCCAAACGCAAAUUUGAACCUGGGACCCAGAGGUUUGAGCUCCAUAAACGAGCACAGGCGUCGCUGAACUCAGGAGUGGACCUGAAAGCAGCUGUGCAGCUGCCCAACGGAGAAGACCUAAAUGAUUGGGUGGCAGUUCACGUGGUUGACUUUUUCAACAGGAUCAACCUGAUCUAUGGAACUAUCUGUGAGUUCUGCACAGAGAGGACCUGCCCGGUGAUGUCUGGGGGCCCUAAGUAUGAGUACCGGUGGCAGGAUGACUUGAAGUACAAGAAGCCCACUGCACUGCCAGCACCCCAGUAUAUGAACCUUCUCAUGGACUGGAUCGAGGUGCAAAUCAACAAUGAGGACAUAUUCCCUACUAGUGUGGGUGUUCCCUUUCCAAAGAACUUCCUUCAGAUCUGCAAGAAGAUCCUGUGCAGGCUGUUCCGGGUAUUCGUUCACGUCUACAUUCAUCACUUCGACCGCAUCAUCAUCAUGGGAGCUGAGGCCCACGUCAAUACCUGUUACAAGCACUUUUAUUACUUUGUAACAGAGCUCAACCUGAUAGACCGCAAGGAGCUAGAGCCUUUGAAAGAGAUGACAACCAGGAUGUGUCACUAAAGAGCCACCUGUCGAACAGAAGAGAAAUCCAGUUUCCUCCUUAUUGCAAAGCUAGAGGUCAUGAGAGACCUCCUGGGCUGAACCUGCCUGUUAAUUCCCAGGGGUGGGAAAGUCAAGGACAGAAGGUUAUGUUCACAGAUGCUUCUCAACAUUAUGUGUGCUCUUAACCCUGAAGAUGCUGCUAGGAGCCUCCUCUGAAUGAUGUGGAUUACCAAGUGAGAGAAAAUUGUCUUGGAAUUUUUUUCUGGUUCCUGAAUUAUUGAGGAGGAAUUCUUCAGUCACAAUGACAUUCCAUGUUCCUGCUGUUCAGGCUUUACUGGAACUCAGGUUUUUAGGUUGGCCUGCGUAUUUGUAAUUUUGAAAUGAACCUGUAUCGUUAGUUGAAAAGAUUUUGUAUACUUUGAUUUUGUGUAUUUUGUUUUCCAAGUUCAGCACAAUAUUAAGAAUUCUGGAACUUCAGCAAGAUUUUCAGAUGGAGCCUUCCGUAUCUGCAUAGGACUUUAGAUGCCACCUAAGGUUUGUGGGUAAAUAUUCCAAAAUGCCACUGAGCCUCAGCGUCCAUAGGAACACAGCUGAUUUCCUCAGCAGAUCUGGCAGUGUGUACAUUGCUUGUUGUCUUGGUUCAACUCUCAGUCAGGUGACGAUGGGCCAGAUUCUGAUCUCAGCUACAUCAGUGUAAACCCAGAGUAAUGUCAGUGAUUUCAGUGGCGUCGCCCUGGGUCUUACACCAGUGUGACUGACUGCACAGUCUGCCCCGGAAUAUGUACAAAGAAGGGUGGUGGUAAUUAGAGUUGAAUGAAAUGCCCUAUGUACUGGUGACCACAGAGGUUUGGUGCUUGCAUGUAAUUUUAGCUCUGUCCUAUUUCUUUUUCUUCUCCACCUUGUUCUUUCCAAGGUGAGGAUAUUCCGUUUGCGGGGGAAAGGGGUUGUAAAUUAACGAAGACUGUUAGGGAGAAGGUGAGGUCAAAACCAUAAUGCAUGACUGCAUUGUCUGUAAAUAGUGUCUAGUAAGACGGGCUGUCUUCCACACUACAAAGAUAUAGUCAAGUUCCCAGUAUACAGUCUAAUUUAAAUCAGUGAUCUCAACAUCUGGCCUAAGGUAUUCAUCGUAAACUCAUUAACUUCUGUACAGUGUGCCUGGUGCCAGGGUGAUGAGCCCAUUGGAAAUAUUUGUAAUAGUAUUUACUGAGAGAAGGUCUCUAGAAACACAUUUUAACAAGUGGAAAAUAUACAGAAUAGUCCCAUAUAUUCUGUGCCUUCUGAGGAAUUUAGCAUGGACCUUUUGUUCAAUAAUGAAGAUGAUUCUUUCAGAUCAUGUGCUGAUUCCUGCUGCCCCUAAGCAUCUAUUUCUACCAAAGUGAUUUUAACAGUCUCUGCUUCUUCUGAGGUAGUAUUGGAAGCAAACUUCAUAGAGUAUCCAGUGAUGGAGUACUAGUGAUGAUAUAUGAUAGACUGAAACGUAGCAGACACUAAAGAAUAACAACAAACAUCUGAGCUCAUAUUGUUGCACAUAAUGAUAAUGUCUUAUUCCCCUGCUUGAUUUAAUAGGCUCUGCAGCAGAGGUGCAGAAGUCAAUGAUCCUAUGCAGGGACAAAGGGUUUGAUCUAUGACAAUUCAGUGUUGCUACGUUGGAAGGUUUUCCAUAUCUUUAGAAUUAUGCAAAUAGCGUUAACCCUUGCCUUCAAGAAACGUUCAACUUUCAGUUUGUUACAUUGAACUAAAGUACUCCUUCCUCUUUCACUGCUCUUUUGCAAUCAAGCUACCUCUUGAAUGCACUACAGGGACUAUGUUACACGUGAUCUUCUUGACAUUCAUUUGGCUGGUGCUUACUCACAGCAUAACUGUGGAACUCAUUGCCACAAGAUAUGACUUAGGCCAAGAGCUUAGGAGGAUUGUUUAAUAAAAUAGUUAUAUGUUUAGAGAGAAUAUUAAUAAUUAUCCAUCACAUGAUUUCUUGUACCUUCCUCUGAGGCAUCUAAUUCUAGCCACUGUCAGAGACAGAACUACUGGUCUGGUGUGGCAUAUCCUGUAUUGUUAAUUUCUAGCAUUUCGAAGGGUUAAGACAAAUGACGGUUCCCUACCAAUAUUCCACAGCUUUGCCAUAUGCAAUGAAAGUUUAUAUAAAGAAGAUGUGAAUCUGUGGAAUCUUUAGGUAAAAAAUCAAACCGUGACUAGAUAAUAUUGAAAAGCCUAAUAUUUAAUCUACAAAGUCAUUUUUAUUCUACCUUUCACUAAAGCCACUUACUAUAUACUGUCUGGGUCUAAUUAACAUAGUGCAAUUCUAAAAUGUGCAGGACUUUGUUCCCUGUUGUUUUGAUUAACUUUUUUUGUGAUUGUGAUAAUGUCACUGAAUUUGAAAAACUGUUUUUUAAUUUUGUUUUGUCUUGUUUUUAAAUUAGGUCCCAGUUCAGUUUAAUAACUAUUGUGCUCUCCCUAAUGGCUGUUAUAGAUUCUGCAGCAGAGAGAGACCCUAGAGACAUCAUGGCUGUCUCAGCCAGAAUUCCUAUUGGGUGGCACUAGGAGAGUCCAUUGCAAAACAGGAGCAGCACCAGCCAUUGAAAGAUGUAGUGCGUGCUUGCCACCUACACAAGCCCAUGUAGAAAAGGGAUGCAGACAUAGACCCACACUUGGCCCAUUCUGUUUGGGCACAGUUCUGCUGCUGCUAAUACUAUCCUUAAUCUUAUCCUUGUGCUGAGGGAACACCAGGACCGGAUCGUGCCUGACCCCUGUACAGGGAUACAAGAGGUAAGGAACGGCUCUUUCAGUUCCCUUCUCUUUGUUCUCAUGCGCAAGGUUAAGCACAUUUUGGCCCAAAGCGCAGUUAUGAAAUGGUCAUCUCACAGCAGCCCAAGUAAGUUUGUUAUUACAAAAAAUCCAUUCAAAUCUUCAUCUCUAAAGCUAACAAUGCUAGGAAAUAAUGAAAUGUAUGUUACUGCACAACCAUUUUGGAUGUACACCUCUACCCCGAUAUAACGCUGUCCUCGGGAGCCGAAAACUCUUACCGCAUUAUAGGUGAAAUUGUUAUAUUGAACUUCCUUUGAUCCGCCAGAGUGCUCAGCCCUUCCCCUUGCCCCCCAGAGCACUGCUUUAACCACAUUAUAUCCAAAUUUGUGUUACAUCAGGUCACGUUAUAUCAGGGUAGAGGUGUACCUGUCAUUUCUGAGGUUUGACUUGGCGGAUUACUUCCCAGCAAAAGUCCUUUAUAUCUUUCUGCAGAUAGUAUAAGUGUUUAAUUCAGCACUAGCCUGGGUGCCUCAAACAAUGUGGCAUGGCUCAUUUUCCUCCCUCCCCAUCUCUGUUGUGAUGUUUAACAGCCCAACAGUAGCAAAGGGUGGAGUGUGGAGUAUUGUCAGACUCACGAGUUUUAAAUUAAUCCCUGCAUUAGAGAGCAGAGUCAGGGUGCUGUAAACAUUAGUCCAGGGGAUUCUAAUUUCACCCUUGAUAAUCUACCUAGUGUCAGAGAUAAAUAUAAUCUUAUUUCAGUUGUUAAUCACAGGCCCUGUUUUACACAGACUCAUCGGCAUACUUAACAAGAGAGUAGCUAAAACUUCAGUGGAUGUAAAUCUAACUAAUCCACUUAACCUAAGAGGGGAAGUCCACCCACUAGACUUCACUGAUCGGCAGAAUUCUUAACGGUCUUCUGGGCUCAACUUCAAAUAUGUGUGCUUCUGUUCUUUUGCCAUUAACUCCCUAAAUACUUGAACCAGGUUUUAGCUGUUGUGUCUUCUGUUUCUUGCCUUCUAAAAAAGGAUCAACCUUUAUUCCAGUGUUUACCUUAUCUUAAUGCUAAAGAUAACAGACAGUUUCAGGGGAAUCCAACAAGAGAAACCUGCUUUUGUUGGUCAAGCGUAUUGCUAGCUUUAUGCCAGGAUUUGGGAUGCUGCUGUGUUACCAAAACACCCCAAAACACACAGUGAUGAGGAAUUUUGGGAAGGCCUUUUCUUUUAGGUGUAAUACAUGCACUACUUUUUUGACACAUAUAAUGACAAUGGGGCCAAAUGCUAAGGGUCCUCCCUUGGUUCUUACUCCGGGAAAAGUCCUGUUGACCUUCAGUGAGAGUUUUGCCUUAGUGACAGCUAAGAGCCAAAUCAUGUGCUCCCAUGGGAAGGCUAAGAAACUGCAUAUGGGAAACUGAGUUUCCUUCCAAGUUAUCCCACGGUAGGCAGGAAGCCUUGCACGAUGUGGGACGUGCGGCUAUCCUGACCCGGGGAUACCUUAAUAUCUGUGGGGUAAGCCCAUGGGGAUUUACAAAGAGCUUGUACAUUCAUGCAAAGGCUCAGUGCCCACAUAUUGUCAUGAUUCUCCUAUAUGAGGAAAUUCCUCUGGGUUUGGAGGAUGCUGCUGCCAUGGAUUUCUUCCCCAGCUCCACCGAGCUAUGUCUCCCCAAACCAAACAGCCUCCAUUCCUGCCGUUUGACAACAUUUAGCUCCAAGAGCUUGGUUUUUGUUCCUUUCGUUCGCUCAAUAAACGAAAAGAAGGUGAAGGCUGUGAGUAAGAACUACAGAGUUGGAUCAAAUGUGUAUAACAUAGGAAUACGUCUGCUGCCACAUACAGUGCUUUAGGAAUGGGAUUAUGGAGCAGGUAUCACACAGCACUAGCAAGCUGUCAGUAAUGGGGCAGUGCAUAUAUCAGAAGGAAGAAUGAGAUUUUCCUACUGGUUCCAAAGGCAAAAUAAACCAAGAUUGGCCUCUGAAUCACUAAUGAUACCUUGUAGUUUUAUUAAUGUAAAUUUAGUGUGAUUCAAUUUAUCUUUGUUUCUUAAUGAGAGAGAGAAAGAGAGAGGCAGGCAAUGGUAUUUGGAAGUUAGCCAAACAAAGUUAGAGCUUUGAAAUGGGGAGAUUGUUUGUUUCUUUUCUGUGUAACAGAUUUUCCUGUUUUUAAAUGGAUAUAUUAUAAUAAAGUUUUAUAACAGAAUAUUCUCCCUGGAAAGAAAUACAUUUGUUAUCUGAGCUUGUGUGUGUGCCUGUGUGUGCAUUUGUGGUUCAACCACACACACACAGGGUACGUUUAGACUACCCACCGUAUCGGCGGGUAGCGAUCAAUUUCUCGGGGAUCGAUAUAUCGCGUCUCAUCUAGACGUGAUAUAUCGAUCCCCGAACGCACUCCUGUCGACUCCGGAACUCCACCAGCGCGAACGGCGGUAGCGGAAUCGACAGGAGGAGCCGCGGACGUCGAUCCCGCGCCAUGAAGACGAGAGGUAAAUCGAUCUAAGAUACUUCGACUUCAGCUACACUGUUCAUGUAGCUGAAGUUGCGUAUCUUAGAUCAAUUCCCCCUCCCCCGCCCCCGGCAUAGACCAACCCACACACACUAAAUAGAUACAGAGAAUUUUUUGUUUCAUAAUUUUUAGGGGAAAUGCUUUUUUCUAACAAAUGAUUUGAAUAUACUUUUCCUUUUUUCCUUCCAUGCACCAGUGCUGUUCAACAUGUUAAUUUUUUUAGCAAUGUCCAAGAAAUUUUUAGACUAUUUUAGUUCUGUUUGUGAUUAAAUGAAGGGUUCAGCUGUAUGAAAAGCGAGACCGACACUAACUGUUAAAGUCAUAUAACAAAAAACAGGAUAAAAUGGAAGACUACUUGUCAAAUCAAUCCUAGUUUGUGAACCUGAGGAAUUCAAACAUCACAAAUAAAAGAUAUGUAACCCUG